UAGCGCUCUUGUUGUGGUUUUCAAUUCAGAACGGUCGUUUGCAGGUCAUCCCAAAUAUGAAUUUAACAAUUUCAAGUAGAAAACAUUGUUUUUAAGUGGUCUGGAAGUAUCGAAGGAGGUUGGUAGUUGCUUAACAAUGGACAAAUAUAUUCGUGUGAGGAAAAUUGGAGAAGGUUCAUUUGGGAAAGCUUUGCUUGUCAAGUCGAAGACCGAUGGCACACAGUAUGUUAUCAAGGAAAUCAAUAUUUCAAAGGUAGUAGUUAACUUAUUUAUUUGUGUACAUCUUUAAUAAAUACUGCAAGUCAUUUGUCUUUUAAAACCACGCUUUUAUUAUAGAUGGCAGCGAAAGAAAGACAAGAAUCGCGAAAAGAGGUAAGGUUGUAUUUGUUAAUACGUCUCGACGUUUUUGUUUGUUAUAAUUUGUUAUAGUCGCAGUGUGCACUCUGUGAAUUUGGCCCACCAGAUAUUUUGGCCCGCAAUUUGAACGAAUCACAUAAUUUAAUUUCCCAAAGAAUCAAAGUUGAUCAUUUAGUUACGAUCACUUGUCUGCAAUAAUUUAAAAGCAAUGUUUAUAAAUUAAUAAAAAAAAUAAUACAAUCAUGACUUACUUUCAGUUUUAGUAGCCGAUUACAUGAGCCGAGUUGCCCAGCUAGCCGAGGUGGGACAAUUUUACAGAUACCGCAGCUUAUAUAGUAAAUACUAUUAAAAACAAUGCGAUUGCAUAGGAAAAGGGUCAAUUCAUCUAGCCGAGACCUCACUUGUUGAUAAUUACCAAGACAACUCGGUUAGCUGAGUUGAAAAUUUUGCAUUUUGACCAGGGGCGUAGCGUGACCUUUUUAACUGGGGGGUGUAACAUCUAAGUUUUACCGACGAGCACGUGCCACUUGAAACGAAAGAAUCUGUUUUAUCCAAUGGUCUCAUUUUCAAUGAUGUCAACUACUUACUCAAUAUGUUUUGUGCUUAGUAGGGUUGGAUCAGUACAGCAUGCAUUAUCCCAUAGUUGCCAACUUUGGCGAAAAACAUGCGUGAGAUUUUGUUUUGGGGGACCCACGCGCCACAAGGCGCCACCAUGGUUGGCGCCGAGCGAAAAUUUUCCGAAAAUAUGGAGUCUCUAGAUCGUUGGAAAUGGCAUUUUCAGAGUCUUCUGCACUUUAUACACACAAGUUUUGGUAGCUUUUAUUUAUAUUAAACAAAACCAUAUUGUUGAAUACCCACGAGGUUGCAUGUAGAGAUGUUUUGAUUAUGUAUUUCAGAAGAAAAAAGUUUUAUGUAAUUUGAUGCAAAUAAACUUAAUGAAAAUAGUUAAAAUGUGCAACAAAGCCAACAUAUUUAAGAACCAGUUGUUAAUAUUUGCAAAAUCCGUGAGAAUCUGUGAAUAUUAACAAGCUGUGAGUGUGAGCUCACCGUGAGUUUUAGUAGAAUUUGUGACCGCCCCUUAUAUGCUACAUAUACCAUCUCUGAUAUACCAUAACAGCUAUACAGCAAUUGACAAAUAUAAAUAUUUCGGCGUUUAAUUUAAUGACACUUACCGUGACUUUAGUCUGCCGUCAAGAAAUAACGUAAAACCCGAAACGCAGCAAAUGUUUCAUUAAUUGGAAUAAUUGUUGUCUUUGUUACUUCGCGAUAAGUCAUUUUACUCAAUGACAUUUAUCUUGUUGUUUAUUGUAAUAAACAGACUUGAAAAAUUGGCGAAACAUUUUAUGAGAACCGCGUGUCAAUAAUAAAUAUAUAAAUAUAAUCUUUCAUUCUUUGGCGUAUCAUUGUCAAGGUCAAAAGUUCGCGCACAGUUGAGCAUGUCCAAUCAGAACCGACUGUUUUCGCAGCUCUUGCAAGUGUAAUACGAUAGGAAAUUAGGGGCUGCAAUGCUUAUGCGUAGAUAUGUGAUUACUGAAGAAUUACGUAUAUUACGAAUUAUAGUACAUGUUGCAUAACUUUAUUGGAGAACAAGGCACAACAUUCAUUUAAUUUUAUUGAUUAUUAAAAAGCCAUUUACCGAGGAGCAAAAUUCCACUUUAACCGAUUUGUUUUACCGACCGCUGUCAUGGCUCUUGCCAUUACCGAGUAACUUCUCGUUUUACCGACUACGCCCCUGAUUUUGACCAAAGCGGGCUGAAAAAUCACUCUGUGCACUGUUUUAAUUUUGAAAAUGUAAACAAUUAUAAGUUUAAAAACUCAAACUGCAUCAAAAUGUUGUUUUAAGUUUUAGGACAGUGAAGGGAUUGCAUUUUAUGAGAGUGCAAGCGAAAAAAAAAAUGCUGUUGGGGCCAAUACUCUGCCUUGUACCCAGGCGUCUCUUUGUAAAAAGACAGUGAUGCGCAUAAGACGAGUUUACAUGAAGUAUUGUAGUGGGGAUAGAUGGGCGAAGGGGCUGAUGGCUACCUACCUGAAUACUUCAUGUAUUGUAAUUAUUUAAAGCGCCUGGGUACGAGGCAGGGCCAAUACUAUAAAAUAUAAUCACUGCUAUCAACACCAUCCUAAAAUGAGCUUAAUUUGAACACCCCUAUUAGCCGGGUCAACCCAGUACAUGUAAUUGUAAGUGACAAAUCAACUUGUUUAGCCGGAACAACUCGGCUACAAGGGCGGAUCUUCAUUUUUUUAAAAGGAGGGGUGGAAAAAUUUCUAGUGGGGUGCAAGUGGCACCACUGAGCAAGAUUCGGCAGGGGUUAGGAGUUAGGGUUAAACAUGGUGGGGUUGAGCACUUUAUAAGAGGGGUUAGAGAGAUUCUAGGGGGAUUAAAUUUCCCAGUAAAUCCGCCCAUGCUCGGCUACCUGGGACAACUCACUCCAUGUGAUCAGCCCCUUUUAAAGGUGGUAUAAAGUGAUAUAAAGCCUGGAUCAAACAAGGCUGAGAGUGCCUGAGAGUUCAAGACAGUAAUAAUAGUAAUAAUAAUAAUAAGAACUUUAUAUUUAAUUAAAGUGUCAAAAAAUGAUAGCAGUAUAAAACCACUAAGUAUGGACACUAUCUACAUAAAUGAAUAACUAAUUUCUAAGUAGGUAAAUUCCUACAGAUAAAAUAUUUACAAUACUACUAUGUACUACAUACUGAGCAGUUCUUCCUACAGUCGUCACUAGCCAUUAAAGCUUCUAAAUCAAAUUUUCUCAUUUCUCUUUUAAAUAAUUUUAAUGACUGAAUAGUUCUUAUGUUUGCUGGUAGCUUAGACCAUAGUGGUGGUUGAAAUAUCUAAGAGAAUGUUUACCGUAGUUCACUGUAUAAAUCUAGGGAUACAAAAGUCCUUUUCUCUUAGGUUAUAUACUGUUGAGUUUCUAGAAAACAUGUCUUCCAUGUACUUUGGGCAGAUCUUAGAUUUGACGGUAUACAUGAUGGUCGCAAUAUCUUUGCAGUCUUGUAUUUGAUAAUGUAGGUAGCUUAGCCCAUUCUAAUAACUGCUUAUAAGUAGUGUUCCAGUCACAUAUAUUGCCCGUAAGGCUCUUUCCUGGACGCGAUCUACCUAUCGGGUAUCACUUCCCCUACAAUAAUGCCAAAUCAUACUUCAAUACGUUAAGUAUGGUGGGAUAGCUGCUUUAUAUAAUUGGAGUUUUGCUGCUGUAGGAAUCAUGUUCCGUAGUUUCAUGAUUACUCGGCCUACUCUCUGGCUAGAUUUUUUGCAGACUUCACCAGGGUUCGUAGCACUCUUUGAAAUCUUUGAAAGUCUUUAAAUUUGAAUGCAGGUCUUUGAAAAGUCUUUGAAUUGUGUGAAAAAGCGAAGAAAGUCUUUAAAAGUCUUUAAAUUCUUUAGUGAGUGUUUGAUUAUAUGAUUUUCUAGCUAUUAAAAUAGAUUGAUUGAAGCAAGAUUUUUGCAAAUAUCGACGAAAAGGCGCAUUUUAGGAUGUGAUCUGACGGGACUAAUUACUGGGUAAAAAUGGUGCUUACACUCGCAAUUUUUCGACAGCUGAUUGCUCUCAAAGAUCCUUGAAACGGUUUUGAAAAUAGGCAGAAAAAAUCUUUGAAUUUUUUUUGUCUUGGAGACUACGAACCCUGUUCACUUAUGAUCCCUAAAAAUUAAUUGGCAGUCAUUGUUUACUCCCAGUAAUUUAAUACUUUUGUAGGGAGUAACUGUGUUGCCUUGAAUAUCAAUGUUCAUAUUGAGGUCUUUUUUCUUGCUGAUUAACAUGCUACCGUACCUCGUGAAAUUCCCGUGUAGAUAAUUUGCCUCGUACCAUUUGGAUGCCAUGAUAGCGCUUUCUUGCAAUCUGUUUUGAAUAAUCUCUAUAUCCUUGUGUGUUUCAAACAAUUGAUGAUCAUCCGCAUACAUACAAAUGCUUGAUUUCAUAACGUACAGUAUGUCAAGUCAUUCUGAAAUAAAUUCCACAGCAUAUAUGUGGGUCCAAAUGCUGACCCUUGAGGGCAGCCUCUUUUCACCCGUUUCCAUGUGCUCGUUGUGCUUCCCAACUUCACUCUACUGUAGCGAUGCAUAAAAUACGAAGACAUAAGUUUAAGACUCUGUUCAUCAAAGUUGUAAGCUUUCAGUUUCGCUAACAGGAGUGGUGGAAGCACACUAUCAAAGGUUUUGCUCAUAUCUGUCGACAGCAAACCGACGCACUCUCCAUUAUCCAAAGCCUGUCUCCAGCUCUCUGUUAAAAACAAGAGCGCAGUUUCGCAGCUAUAUAUGACGUUUCCUGUAAGAUAUUCACUCAAUCGACUAUCAAAACUUUCAGUUAUUUGUUUAGUACAGUAAGUACUUUUUCAAAAAUUUUAUUAAUUAAUGGCGAUUUGAACAGUCACUGGCCGAUAAUUUUCUCUUUCAAGUUUAUCAUCUUUCUUGUGGACUGGAAGAAAGAUGAUAAGACUUUCUUUCAAGUUUAUCAUCUUUCAAGUUUAUCAUCUUUCCACUCGCCUUUUUUCCAGUCAUUCAACACAAAUAUUAUAUAAAUUCGUUAAUGGUAAUGCUAUUUCUGUUGCCCCCAACUUCAAUGCCUUAGGUGGUAAUUGGUCCCAUCAUGUAGCUUUGCGCGGAUUUAGCCCCUUCAAUGCUUCUUCCACGUCCCUUGUUUCCACCUUAAGGAAUUUAAAGAAUUGAUUGUCCGUAGGAUUGGAAUCUGUAAUGGCUGUCACACUACUGUGAUCACCAAAAUCAUCUAAGGAGUUCUUACAGUAUUUGCAUCAACUUGGCCAAUACCAUCAGCUAUUGUUCCAAAAUACUCUCCGAAGACCUCUGCAAUAUAAUCUCCUCCUUGUCCCUACUAACUUGACCAUUGAUAUUGAUAUUGAUAUUGAGCUUGAUAUCUGAAUAAUCUCUGCAUUUCGAUUUCGACCCCAAAAAGGGGGUGAAUGUUUUAUAGAAGUCUUGGAGGUUGAUCUUUAGUUCCUCUGAUUUUCUUUUCCAAUAACGCUUAAUUGCCUUCCGUCUGAGUCUUGUCGCUUCAUUUCGUAACUUUCUUAGUAAUUCCCAGUUCUCGAGUGAGUUGGUUUUCCGGUACCGUCUAGCCGCCCUACGUCUUGCCCGUAUUUCUUCCAUUCUAUGGUCAUGUAGGGGACAUCCUGUUCCCUAACCCGCAUCUGUUUACGUGGCAUAUGCUCAACAGGUUUACUUAGAUGUCUUAAUGCUUUCCCAACAUCAUGUAUUCUGUUUAAGUUAAAACAUAGUUCGAACACUCAUUGAAUCUUUAUUUAAUUGUUAAUCUACAGGUAUAUCAUGCUGUAACAAUAUGUAACUGCCAACUCUUAGAUCAACCCUCAUCCUUGUUUGAUCCAGGCUUAAAAUCGUGGCCGUCAUGAGGCUGCAUACAUGUUCUAUCGAUAAUGAUAAAUUACUGUGGAAAUGGUGGUCUUACAGUCAGAAAUCUUGCAUUAUAUUCUUCACCGGCUUGCCAUAGGAAUGCUAGUACUGCAAAAUGAUUGAUAAAAACAUGUAUGAUGGUCGAAGUACAGCAAGGAAUGCAUGUUUUACAAGUUUUAAAUAUAUUUACAUAUUUAACGAUAAUAUUUAACUAAAGCAUUCUGAGUAUAAUUUCUCGUGGCUCGUAAAUCAAUUAAUUGUUUCAAGAAAUCGACAAUACUGUAGAAGUUCAUCUAAUCGCUAUUCGAAAAGCAGAAAAUGUAUGGUCAAGCAGAUUUUUAAGAGGUGGGCUGGACUUCUCUGGUGGGGGGUGGAGAGGGGGUGGGUUAAACACCACUAAGUGGGUUGCGCAUCCCCCUGCGGAUAGAUCUGCCCCUGAUAUUGCUGCCUAGUUAUUUUGUUGUGAGCUGGCCCGCUUGCCAAUAUCUUGGUUGAAAUUGCUCAGCUCAUGGGUAGGUAGGAUGAAAAUUUCCUAUAUGAACACACCAUCGCACUUUCGGAUAUAAAAAUGUUUGCAGUCAUGCAGAUGGGACAAUAGCUGCUGACUGGAAUAGUACGCCGAAUGCGUUUGCAUUUUUAAGUGUUUUGUCAAGAAAGCUAUCGUCCUUUAUAGAAGCCUAGCUCAGAACACUCAGGAUGUUUUUCCACAUAUAUAUGGUUUAACUCCGCUCAUGUGAAAUUUGCUUUUCAGGUGAAAGUUUUAAAGACAAUGCAACAUCCAAAUAUUGUCUCUUACAUAGAUUCAUUUGAAGGUAUGUCAAAUAUCUCUUCGUAAUGUGCCUUUAUGCACACUACUUACGUUAUACAACAUACAUGAAGGUCGAUAGAAUUUUUCUGAAAUUAGUCUAGCUUGUAAAAGCAUGGUUUCUGCGGAAAACUGUUUUUUGAGAUAGAAGUUCCUGGGGGAGGGUGCGCGGAUAGCAAAAAACCUUGACGUUUCCUCCAAAAAAUUAAUACCGAAUUUUGUUUUGCAUUUGUUUGAUAUGUAAUUUAAACAUUUUUUUACAUCUAAAAAUUGCCCCUUGUGAUCAAAACUUGGAUUAUGUUCGCAGUAUUGGCUAUUUGUUUACUUUUGGAGAUCAAAGUUUGAGGUCCAAUUAUUUUUAAUGUUUGCAAAUUACCCAGCUAAUUCUUGGCUGUUGUUUGCAGCCUUGUAUGAUGAUUAGAAUUUAGUUUAGUCCACAAUAAUAGAUCCUUUCAAUGAAAGGAAAUUAAAAAUAGUAUAUUUGAUUACUUUUGCAGUACAGUCAGUACAUAGGUAGGGUGCAAUACCAGGUCAAAUUGCAAAAAAAUUUACCGAUUCCUCCAAAUUCAAAAUCACAUUGUUUUGCUCCUGUUAACUAGUCUCUCCGAUUAUGAAUAAAGAACAAUAUAUUUUACCAAAAAAGCUAUAAAAGUGUACAUCUUCGAAUUAUUAUCUAUCACUAGUGACUAGUAUCAGUUCGUCUUGUUCGAGCCUUAGAGAGCAUGCUCUCGACCCAGUCUUUUGUCUCGGCCGGAAACUGCAUUACUAAUUAAUUAUGUCAUAAAUUGACAAAACUAAACAUUAAUAAUAUUCUUCUCAACAGCUCCCAAAGCACAUAGGAAACAGAAUUUAACAAUCAAUUUUGUUGAAAAAUUGCCCCUAAUUUCGCUUUGAAAUGCGUGGUUUACUGCUCUUGUAUGAAGCAAGAGUUCGAAAACAUUCGAAGUACUGUAAAAUGUACAUAAUAGAGACCUUACGAUUUUAGGACGGCAACGCGACGGCGACGGCCAAAACAAACUCCUUCAAAUAAAUGGUAGUAAAGACAGUUCGUGGUAUAUUAUCAAUCGUAUGAAUUUAAUACAGUUUUAGAAGUGGAAGACAUGGGUUUUGUGGUUGGGAAGAGUUCUGCUAAACCCAGUUUCAAGUUGCACUUGUUGCGGCUUGGAAUGCAGCCGUUGGUAAUCGAGACUGAUCGUCGUGAUGUGAGGAGCUUAUUUCGAAGCUCCUGUUCUGAUCAGUAUAUGUAUGUAUGUUUGUUUCUUCGAAUAAAAUAUCUUUUAUAGCAACCUUGUUUGUACUUGUGUUUGUAUAUCAACGUGUUAACAUGGCAGAAAUAGCUCAAAUCGAGGAAGUAUUGAAGAAAGAAUUGGCGCCUGUUCACGCUAAGCUUGCUGCGGUAGAAGGAAACCUCAAACAAAUGACCACGUCCUUAGAAUUCUUAUCGACAAAAUACGAUCAACUGCUAGAACAUUCCAAGACCACUAACGAGAAAAUAACAGGGCUUACAAAAACAACUAGAACCAUUCAAGCAGACAUUAAAAUCAACAGAGAUAUGACUCUCGAAGCAAAAGGGGAAUCCGACGAGCUAGCACAGUAUCUGCGAAGAGACUGUCUUGAAAUUUCAGGAGUGAAACCAAACGCAGAAUACAGUAGCGAAGCCAUCGUAGAGAGUAUUGGCAAAGUAUUGAAAGUUAACAUCGAAGAAAAAGACAUUUCAACCGCCCACCCAUUACCUACGUUCAAUAAAGAUGCCUUACCGAAAAUAAUUGUGAAGUUCACUCGCAGAAAUGUACGCAACAAAUUCUACGCUGAAAGAAAAACUCUUGCUGGCAAGAACCUCAAAGAUAAUCCACAUGUCAGAAAAUUUCUAGUUGGAGAUAGUAUAUAUAUUUCAGAAUCGCUUACCCCUCGAAGAAAGAAGCUAUAUGGCGAUAUUAAUAAGUUUCGAAAAAAGUUUAAAUGGAAGUUUAUCUGGUCUCAUAACGGACGAAUUUACAUAAAGAAGAACGAAGCUACAACCGAACGCUAUGCUUUUGACACUGCUGAUGACCUUGCUAAAUUUCAACAACAUUUUCAGGCACUCGGCUAAACUGGCAUUAUGUACGAUCUUGUAAUAAAGGUAUAUUUAGCCUAUUGGUAUUACUUUUCUCCUUCCAACAUGCAUAUCUUUUGCAAAACUUUACUAAGUGUAUUUUAUUUGGGUGUGUUUGUCAAAACCUUUGAAAUUAAUAUUAGUAUUUUCUUUUGUGGUAAUGCUUUAAUGAAAUUUUAUAUAUGCAGUGCAAUUACCUGUAAAAUUUAAUAGUGCUAUUAUUAUGUUAAGUGAGUUACCCUACUAUAAUCUUACGGAUGAGCAAUUUACAAAAGAAAUAGGAGCCUGGGUGUAUAAUUCAAUUGAUAACUUGUAUGCGAGAUCUAAAGAUCUGUUUAAAGAUAUUGUUGAAAGCCCUGAGAAAGCAAAUGACUGUAAUGAAAACUUAAUCUACGAUUCUAUUGAAUCUAAAUAUCAUACUAUAAAACAAUUUGGGAAUAGGUUUUCAAAUGUUAGGCAUAAAGGCUUCUCGAUAUUACAUUGCAACAUCCGUAGUCUACCUAAAAAUCUAAGUUUACUAAAUGAUGUGCUGCUAAUGGUAAAAGAGUUGCCGAAUAUUAUUGCAAUUACUGAAACGAGGCUUGCCGAAGAUAGUCAUCAUAAUAUUAGAAUUCCCGGUUAUAUUUUUUUGGGAGUGAACUCUAAAACUUCAGCGGGAGGUGUUGGGUUUUAUAUUUCAGAGAACAUUAAUUUUACCAGACGAAAUGAUUUAGAUCUUGCUCUCACUGAGGGUGUUGAAAAUUGUUGGAUUGAAAUCCAAAGAAUUAAACAAAAAAACGUAGUCAUCGGAUGCAUUUAUAGGCACCCAUCGCAAAAUCGCGAGACUUUUCACGAAGCUAUCGAGACAAAAUUAAACUUAUUAACUGAUGAAAACUGUGAGGUUUACAUAACAGGUGAUAUAAACAUAGACUUUUUAAAAUACCAUACAGACAAUAAAACAUCCGAUUAUCUUGACAUGUUACUCAAUCUCGGUUUUUUGCCAAUAAUUACUAAAGCUACCCGAAUUACCGACCAUACUGCCACACUCAUUGACCAUAUCUAUACAAAUUGUCCUCAAAAAGUGGUUAAAUCUGGUGUCUGCCUUGUGGGUAUAUCAGAUCAUUUGCCUGUUUUUUGUACAAUUGAAAACAAAUUUCCAUUUAUACAAGAAAGGAAAUACUAUAGAGACUUUUCUAAAUUUAACAAUGAACUAUUUAUUGAUGAUCUCAAUAAAAUAAAUUUUAAUAAUUUUGUUAGCACAGACGUUAAUCAAAGUAUGAAUGGUAUUACAAAUGCUUUAAAAGAGGUCACUAAUAAACAUGCCCCAAUUAGGAAAACUUCUAAUGCCCAACAAAGGUUAUUAAAGAAGCCUUGGCUAUCAAAGGGUUUAUUAUUAUCAAUAAAAAGACGACAAAAAAUGUUCAAAUCUCACUUUCUCAGUAGAGAUUCAGAGAAAGUAAACCAAUACAAAAGAUAUAACAAUAAACUCAAUAAAUUAAAAGAACUAGCAAAGAAAAAAUACUUUAUUGCUCAAUUUAACCUUUAUAAACAAAAUAUUAAAGCCACUUGGGGCUUAAUUGGUAUGUUAAUUAAUAUGAAAAAGAAACCAACAAUCUUUACAAAUAAACUCUUCUAUAAAAAUAGAUGCUAUACUGCUAAACAAGAUAUAUGUGAUAAACUUAAUUCGCACUUCAUAAAUGUCGGUCCAGAUUUUGCUGCUCAAAUACCUGAUUGCAAUGAUAAAAAUCCGGUUCAGUUUAUUAGAAGGUCAUUUAAGGACAGUUUUAUGUUCCGUGCAAUAUGUGUUCACGAAGUGCGGCACAUGUUGUAUGGACUAAAAACCAACAAAUCAUCAAUUGAUAUCCCACAAAAAUGUAUUAAACUUGCUGCUGAUCACAUUAGUGAUGUACUUACAGCGGUGUUCAACAACUCUCUUGAACAGGGAAUUAUGCCUGACAUUUUAAAGAUAUCUAGAAUAACGCCGGUAGAUAAAGGUGGUGAUAUCACUGACCCAUCAAAUUUUAGACCUAUUUCUACGUUAUACUCUUUUGCACAAAUCUUCGAAAAGUUAGUGUACUCACAAAUUUUGGGUUACCUGGAAAAACAUAACAUUUUAAGUAAAUUUCAAUUUGGUUUUCGAAAAGGCAGAUCAACAGAACAUGCUAUAGUGGAGAUAACUGAUAAUUUUAAGAAAGCGAUUGAUAAAAAUCUUUACACGUGCGGAGUAUUCUUAGACUUUUCCAAAGCGUUUGAUACAGUUAAUCAUCAAAUAUUGUUAAAAAAAUUAGAAGCAUACGGUAUAAGAGGAACUCCCUUAGAAUGGUUUACUAACUACUUGACAAAUAGACAACAAUAUGUAUCAUUGAAUAACCUGGAAUCACCUAAACAAACAAUUACAUGUGGAAUUCCACAGGGGAGUUCCUUGGGCCCACUGCUGUUCUUAAUUUACAUAAAUGAUAUGCCAAACUGUUCGAGUAAAUUAUCUUUUAGGAUAUUCGCUGAUGAUACUAACAUUUUUGCCUCCUGCUCCUCAAUUACUGACCUUGAAACACUAAUUAAUGAAGAGCUUACUAAAAUAAAAGAGUGGUGUGAUAUAAAUAAACUAUCUAUAAAUGUUAAGAAAACUAAUUAUAUGAUAAUUAAAUCUGCGAGGAAAAAGAUAACAGGAAAUAUAAAUAUUAAAAUAAAAAAUAGAGAUGGAACAGUCGAUUAUCUUGAAAAAAAGGACCAUAUUAAAUACCUAGGCGUUUUCAUUGAUGAUAAGCUCUCAUGGAAAUAUCACAUAGCGUACAUCUGUUCACGAUUGGCUCGGAAUAUUGGCAUAUUUUACAAAUUAAGACAUUACAUGACUUUAUCACAAUUGAAACAACUUUACUACAGCUUUAUUUACCCAUACAUAUCAUAUGCCAUACUGGCAUGGGGAAGUGCAUAUCAGACACAAAUAAAGAAAGUUCAAAUUAAACAAAACAAAGUAAUAAGAGUUAUCUUCUUUGCCAUUACCCAUGGGCAAAACACAGAAAGCGCCCUACCCUAUAUGAAUUUAUUAAACAUCCUUUUCGUUAUAACACUUCAUAAAUUGCAAAUUCUUAAAUUUGCUUAUCGAUGGCAAGAAAAUCAAUUACCCGAAAUUUUUGAUGACUAUUUUCAGUAUGCUUGCGAUGUACAUCCUUACAGUACGAGAUAUGCUUCUAACAAAAAUUUCUAUAAGCCAAAAACAAGAACUAAUACUGGAAAACAGUCUGUAUAUUCAAUAGCAGUUGAUUUAUGGCAAGAACUUCCUUGUGACUUUAAAAUUCUACCGAAUUUCUCAUUUAAUGGAAAAGUUAAACAAUUCUUACUUCAAAAUCAAAAUAGUAAAUAAAAUUUGACUGCCAAUGUUUAUUUUGUUUUGUCUGUGAUUGUUUUGUUUGUUGUGUUGCUAUAAUAAAUCAGUAUAUAUCUUUAUAUAGCUGGGAGCUAACUAGAAAACUUCAGUUUAUUUAGCUUCUAGACACCUUAAACAUAGUAUAUAUAUACCAUACGUGGCACAUCAACUUAUAUAUUGUAUAUAUUUCUCUCCAUUUUGUAAAUAAUUAAUGCUAAAAAAGGUGUAAUAAAGUUAUUGUUGUUGUUGUCGUUGUAUCAAGACGUGAAAAUCUGUGAUUUGGCGUUGUAAACAGAGCGAGGACAAUGUCUAAAUUAUUCAUAUAUUGUAAUUACUCAAUGAUCUAUUGUAUUGGUACCCGUUGCCGUCCUAAAAUCGUAAGGUCUCUAUUAGAAUUCGACAACUUGACCUUGCCCUUGGCCUUGAGACCUUGCUACCAACCUCGUCCCCAGGGCCUAUUGAGGAAGGAGGCGAAGCAGCAAAGGCCCUGGUAAAGGCUGGUCACGUGAUGCUUCAAAUUUUGAAUAUUUCAGAAUAUUUAACUUUUCAAACCGGGGGUGCGGGCCGCUUUGAUUUUAUCAAACAUGGCCGUGCAAAGGGGCGAUAGAAGCUUUUGCGACUGAAACUAUGAUGAUAAACUUUUCAACUGACAGUGGAAAUAAAUAUAUAGUUUGCGAUGUUCUUCAAAAAAUGAAUACAACUGUGCAUGUAAAAUGUGAUUAGAACGUUUUAAUAUGAACAGUUGCACUGUCAUUGACUCAAUAUAUUUUAAUGUGGGACAAACAUUAAAAAACAUUAAAGUACUGUGCCAAGUGACAAAAUUCCAUGCCGACCAUGGGUUACGUAUGUAUGCAUUUUUAUUAAACGUUUAUACCAAUAUACAUUAUUUUAAACCUUUGUUGUGUGUGAAUUUUGUGUGUUGAUUUUAUGAUAUUUGACAACCAUGAAUAUUAAUAAUAUAAUAUGUUAACAGCAAGUUUACAGUAUAUCAUAUAAUACAAAAGCAAUAUCACAAGACUCAAGUACUGUACAUGGUCUAAUAGAUGUUUCUUAGUCAGCAAAUAUGCUCUUUGACAUUGUGGCAAUCAGGUAUUCUUGGGGCUUUUAGCUUGGUUUUUCACUUUUUUGAUACAACUAUAGAAUACCCACAACUUUCACACCUUACCGCUAUUAAUUCCUUGUAAACAUUGUCAAUUUACUCAAAAUUGAUCUAAUAUGAUUGCCUCAUUCUUCAAAACCCCCCAGUCAAAUUUGAACCAAACUAACAUACUCAUAUGAUUUAAUCUCUAAACUUUACCCUUAAACUAUUUUGAAGUGAUUCUUGUACUUAUUUAUGUGUCAAUGAAUGCGGAAAAAUGGCGAGGUAUUCUAUAAGCAUUCCGGCAUGUGUGUUUUUGAACCUUCACUGUUGAGAGAGCAUGCCAUGGGUCUCCCCAAAUUAUCUGAGCACUUCAACCAGACCAACAGCUGCCAAAUGGCAACUACUAUGCUCAGAGGUGUAACUUACACUUGCCCGGGGCAAGUGAAUAUCAUGACGGGCAAGUAAAAGAUUCCUCUUGGUUGCCCGAACAGGCAAGUUGCUUUGCCACAAAAAGCUGGCCAGCUUUCAGUUUAUAUUAUUAUUGUCAGAUAGAAUAAAGGCUAUUCGACGACAUUGGUUCAAGCUGGCAAAUUAUCUGCAUCAAAUUCAUCUAAAUUGUUUGAUUAUAUUAUGCAUUGAUUCUCUUUUUGGUUAUUAAAUGUUUAUUCAUGAUAUGAUAACGAAAUAUGGCAGGACUUAAUUUAUGGCAGGACUUAAUUUGGGACUUUAUUAGUCCUGUUGUCUGUGCCUUCAAUUUCUUAUUGUAAAACUAAUAAAAAAAAAUAAAUAAAAAAUAAUGGUGAUUAGUGUUACAUUAAAUUAAAUAAGUGUACAUGAUUCAAAUUUUGUUUAAUAUGUGAGCCAAAGCUAGAUCUGAGGUAGUCUAGAUCUGAGGCAGUAACAUAGCCAAUGCCACUAGUCCAAUGAGUGGAUAUGUUGUCUCCCUAAUUUAUACUGGCCCGCGUAGGUACCCCAUUGCCUGAUGGCAAGUGGAUUUUAUUCAGGGCAACCAAUUUUCAUGUCCAACUUACCCUGAGGGCAAGUGGUCAAAAAAGUUAAGUUACACCACUGAUGCUGUAUACAAAUUAUAUACCUGAAAGGUAACUUACAUCAUAUUGUGUCAUUUAAAUACUAAUACUUGUAUUCUCACAGUGUAUUAAGAUAUACAAAUGCACUUGUGAUGCCCAAAGAAUUGCCACAAAAAAACCCCAUAAACCACAAAUCAGUCAAUUUCAGUAAGUAGGGCACACUGGGGCACAUUGCAGCUCAAUGGGUUAACUAGAGACAUUGUCAGAUUUUGGUUAAUAACCAUAAUUGCAAGAGGUCAGUACAGUCUGUAACAAUAAGUAAUUCAGGAAUUCACACAAUUCUCAAUAGUUAAAUGAUUAUCGGAUUUCAUGUUAAAUGAUUAUCGGAUAAUGUUGAGCAUCAAGAAUAUAUGUAUAAUAUCCUUCAUACAUUUAUAAUAAUAUUCAGGCUAAAUAUCAUAGUUAUUAUUUUAUGUACUAUAGUUGUAUCAGGUAUAAAGAUAUGAGGUGAAGCCAAGUAUCUUUAGGUCUGAUAAAGCAUACACUGCGAAUGUUUUAAAUUGCUCAACUGAUGGUCACCAACAACAAAUAGUACUUUAUUACAAGGCAGCAAAAUGUAUUUAAAUUAAAAGAGAUGAAUAAUCUUGUCACUUGAUACAUUUGACACCAGGUGUCUUGUAUUUGUCCAUAAGAGACCCCUUGUUAUUGUAUCAUGUUUUGAGAAUGAGUUCAAUUUUGAUAUUUGUUGUUGAUCUGAGCAAAAUAUUGAUUAUUGAUUUGCCUACUGAGGCACACAGUAUUGAACAGUCAAUUGUGGUGAGUGAUGCUGAACUGCCUGUUGUAUGUUGUGAGUGAUUUUGAGCGCCUGUUGUGAUGAGUGACACUGAAUUGCCCCAAUUGUGGCUCAGGAAAAAAUGUACCUGCUGACUUGUCAAAUAAUCUCCUUAAAUAAUGUUCUGGGAAGUAAUUUGUGUAAUUGAUUACAAACAAAAACAAGGGCUUGUUAACAGUAUAAUGAGGAAAUUAAUUCCAUCUCAUUAUAUUAUUCAGCCUUGAUAAAGCAUAUGGAGGCUUUCUGUCUGAUUUGACCCUCAUGCAUGUAAUCGUUUGGGAAUGCCUGAUCAUUAAGAUCACAACAUUUGUUGUGAAGCUUGGCCUUUGAAAUCUAAACCCAAAGCACUAUAUGUGUGUUCACAAUGUUCUUGGGAUAAGAAUGAAAAUCAAAUAAAAUAUUUCAACUCAAUUAAAUUCAGGAAAUGUUAAUUAACCAUGGCGGUCAACCAGGUUAUACUCAGGGCAUAUGGCUAACAUAAGCAUUUAAAUUCCAAGUGCAUACGAUGUUGACAUUCCUUGUUUUUCAGACAUUCUUUGGGCCUUGUACUCCCUUUAACUGUUUAUAAAUAUACUGUAUGAUAUUGACAUUUGCAAGGAAGAUCUAUUGUAGCAACAAUAACUAUUAAAUGUUUUGAUGAUCAUGGAUAUGGUGUAUUGAGAGUCCAUAUUAUUAAAUUAAAGUGAUUUUACAUAUCUGUUUCACAAUCGAGGCAGCAAUUUCCUUGCGACAGUAAUUCAUAGUAUAAAUACUUCUAUCGAUCCAUUCGUUUUGCACUGUUGCUUUGUCUAUUUAAUAGAUCUCCUUUACAGUUCAACCAAGGUUCUCAGAGCUAAUUUGAAGACAAUUUCAGAUUUAUUCAAUAUUUUUGGAAGAACUUUAACAGCUUUUUUCAUUUUAAAAUAGAUUUUUGUUCUUUAUUUGUCGAUUUCGGUGUUUAUGCAAUAUUGACGAAUAUAUUGUAGCUAAAGCGAUCCGCGAUCGCACCCCCCUGUAUAGUAUUUGCUCCGAUAUAUCACGUGACAAAAUAAUCCACAAUUUGUGGAUUAUUUCACCACCCUUUACCAGGGCCUUUGCUGCCCUUCGCCUCCUUCCUGAAAAGGCCCUGGGGACGAGGUUGCCUUGCUACUGCCUCAGCACUGAAAUGUUUUUUGACAACGAUAAUUUCAUAGACGGAUUUUCAUAUUUAUUACUGGGGUGGUGCCAGAAAUUUUAGGGGGGUGAGCCAUGAGCAGGUGACUGAAGCAACACAAAGUGUCACCAAACCCCAGUAAGGUCUAUAUAGAUUCUAGGGGUGGAGCACUAGAGCCGCGAGGGGAGUCUAGAGAGCAGAAAACCCAGGAAACAUUUGAAAAAAAUCAUGAUUUCUAGCUUCGAAAGAAAGUUUUUUGAAGUUGUCAAUUUGUCAUAUCAAUGGAUUUGGCAUGUCCGAUUGUCUGUUGAGACUUGAGAGAGUUAAAGACUUAAAGUUAAAUGAACCUGUAAAAGUGUAAACCCAAUAGGCCAAUACACAAUAUGCUUUUACUUUUAUAAAGUCAUUGACAUUGUGUUGUUUGAAUCCGAGUACAAUUUAUGAUGCAACUCCGAUGUAAAUAAUAUUUGGGGCGUAAAGAUUAAAUCUAGGCAAGUCUAUUUCCUAAAAGAAUUAAAAACUAAAAAUAGUGUUCGUAAAAAUUCCAAACGUUCCUUGCGUGCAAGCUAUUCGCAUGACAAGGCACUGCAAACUCUAUUCAGGGAAGAUAAUAGAGUUUCAAAACGUUACAAUUGCUCCAAUAAACCAGUGAAUGCAAGUGAGGAGCGAUUAGUUUCAGAGUGUUGCACUGUCUUUUUCUGUUCGAGUGUAUGCCUACGUUUAUUUUGUAUCAUCAACACUCUGCACGUUGGAGUGGACUAUUUAUUUAUUUAUUUAUUAUGCCGAAUAUUGGGGAGUUGAAAAUUUUUUUGGAGGGGUGGACAUUUUGUUUGGGGGAGGGGGGGUUUAUAGCUAAUAUUGGGGUGGUAGCACCCCCCUGCACCCCCCAGAAAAUCCGUCUAUGGAUAAUUUACCAGUGUUUCUUGGAUAUUUUCCUUGUUUAACUAGUAGAACCGAACAUACACUGAUACAAGUGUAUCUGAAGACUAAGCGAGAGUUUUGUGUUGAAAUGCUCUGUUUACGGCAAGUUAUUUUGCAUUCGCAAGCGUCAACAAAAGCCGGCAUUUUCACAGUUUGAUUAUCAUAUCGAUAGAUAAAAGCUUUGAAAAUUCAUUUGUAAACAUUUUAAGCCACCCGUAUUUGUAUAGAAUAUAUGUUAGUUGUAUUAACAUUGAACUUCUUUCUGUUUGAACCCAAAUUUGCACUUGUUUUGCGUUUGACAAGGCUGUCAAGCUCGUGAUGAUUGGCUUUACCCUCUGGCAUGACUGCAGAUUUAGCGUGUCAAAUGUCUUCUUGUUUGUGUCAAGGUUAUAAUCUAUUGCUGUUACGAGAUAUUCUAUACACUGGAAAUGUAGAGUACAUUUUACUUUGUCUCAAGCAAAAAAGUAUAAAGAUAAAACAGGCAUUUAAAAAUAUAAUACAACAACCGCGAGCGUCUCGCUAUUUCUUCGGGGAAAUCUUCAAGUUUCAGUGGCAAUUUUGGUUAAUCUGGCGCAUGCGCAAUAAAUUUCCGAGCUGUUCCCUGCGACAGGAUAAGUCGGCAACAGAUCCGCGUACUUACGUCGUACAGUACGUGGCUAAAAACUAGGUUACCCACAGGGCAGUAAUGCUGCCUUCGACAGCAAAAGACAAACUACAGGGUGUUGAGCGAGUCCUUCAGAAACAUCCUAUUAUUGUUAUCCUUGCAGGUUAACCCAUUUAUUGACAGUACCCUACCACUGACUGACUAUUAAAAAUCGUCUGGCGUUGGACAGGGUAAAUACUAAAGUAGGGGUCAUUACUGUGCUGAUGGAUUAACAAGCUAGACAUUAACAGAUACCCAUUUACUGGCAUUACCCUAUACCACUGACGAGUAAAGUUUGUUAACCCAUUUACUGGCAUUACCCUAUACCACUGACGAGUAAAAUCUUCUGGCGCUGGACAAGGGAAGGGCGCAUUGCCAGCUAAUGGGUUAAACCACCGUGGUUAAACAUAAGAUUUGAUGCUCCAGGAAAUGUAAACAAGCUAUCAGUGUAACAUCCCAGUUUAUAUAUUUAUAUACUCGGAAUAUUGAUUUCUCGGUAUAUACAAAAUUAUUUUAAAGUAUAACAACCAGCGAAGAAGUAAGCCACUAACUACCCUGCGCGGCUGCGCGCAGAUUAUAUAAUGACAUAUAUAUCAUCCGUCCGGUCCGUCCGUCAUUCAUCCGUCCAUCCGUAUCCGCGUUUUAUCCUACCCGUUUUUAAAACACAAAGUUUGCAUAAUUAACAUGAUCAACAUUUUCAAAAGCGGCCAAUUAGACCAGGGGUUAAAGGUCAAUGACAAUGACAUGCAAUUGACAUUUAACAUUGCGUCUCAAUAAUUAAACUGUUGCGUGUUUAAUCAAUGUUUAUCAAAGAAAGCAAAAAUAUAUACAAGACAAUCUCACAUGUGGAAUUUGUUCACUGACGUACUGCCUUGUGAUGAAGUACAAGUAUAAAUACAAAUGACAAAGCAUUUGUAAAUCCUAAAACAUAAUUAAAUCAUACGGCACAUUCAAGAUUUUAUUAAAUAUCGUAUUUCAGCCGCGUUUAUACUGCUUGGCGCAUUCGCUGCGUUAUAUUCAUUUAUAUACACAGAAAGCAUCAAGCAUGUCAUUGUCCUUGCAGACCAUAGGCAAAAAGCAUUUGUCAACCACAUACCAAAUUUAAGCAAUCGUUAAAUCAUAGACAUGUCAUGGAAAGAAUAUGGAAAUAAUGUUGAAUGAAAGCUAGCAUCGCGUAUAAUGUUAAAAGCACCACAUAUAGUGCUCGAACCACUGCGUAUAUUAAUUGCAAAAGCAACGCGUAUAUAAAUGGUGAAAGCACCGCGUAUAAUGCUGGAACCACCGCGUAUAAUGCUGGAACCACCGCGUAUAAUGCUGGAACCACCGCGUAUAAUGCGGGAACCACCGCGUAUAAUGCGGGAACCACCGCGUAUAGUGGCGAAAGCACCGUGUAUAAUGCCGAAAGCACCAUGCACCGUAUAAUGCUAAAAGCACCCAACAAAAUGCCGUUUGAUCACUUUAAGUCAGCUAUGGCUUUCCAUAAAAGAAGACCAAAGAUGAAAGAUGAUCACAUUGUCUGUUUGCCUUAUGCCUGACCGCGCUGCACCAUGGUUAAAAUUCACUGGUACCGUCAUGCAAUGCGCCAAAUUGAAAAUUUUGAUUUUGACCCACAAAACAAAAUUAGGAUCUGCUGCCUUGCUCGCUCGCUUCAGGCUCGCUAGCUGCGGCAGCAACAAAGAAUUAAGUACAGUACCAGAUCUAGACCGUAAUAUAAUUGGUGUACCUCCGGUGCGUAAAUACUCGAAUUGUCACACCCUGGGCAUUAAUGACUGAAUUGUAUAUAAAAAAAUUUAAAGCUGGCAUUUUUAGGUGUUUCCCCCCAACUUUAAACGGGAAGAUUAACUUCUAUACACUAUCUUUUGUUUCAGAAACCGGUAACCUCUACAUUGUCAUGGAUUAUUGCGACGGAGGUUUGUAUUUCUAUGCCAAUAAAAUUCUGAAAACUUUGAAUAUUGAAAACUUGGGUCUUAAUCAAAUUGUAUAAUAUUGAUUAUUAGGCGAUCUGUAUCAGAAAAUUAAUAAUCAGCGUGGAGUAUAUUUUACAGAAAAUCAGGUAGGACACUUUGGAAACCUAAAGCUCCAGUCUUGCGUUUGACUGCCAACUCUCAUGCACUCUCGCCAACUCUCAUUAACUUUGAGCAGUGUUGUAAAAUAUACUUAAUUUUUAGAACUACAGUUAUAGUGAGUAGUUACAGUUACAUGCUCAAAUAAGUUGCAUACUGUAGGCUAGUUACCGUUACAAAGUUACUUCCCGAUUUUUGUAACUAGUUAAGAAGUUACCUUUCAAUUUUUUGUAACUUUUUCAAGUUAUAAGAGAAAACUCUCAUGCAACGACUCGCUUGCCAGCUCUCAUCAAUCAACUCUCUUCUUUGUUCGGGCAGUCCUCGGCUUGCGGUGAACGGCGCUUACAUCACAUUAAAAAGAACAGCGAAGAACUUACUGUACCAUCCCACUUUGCGGUCGUCCGAUCUUGUAAUCACGUGUUAGAGUUCAGACGAAUUACCAUUGUGUUUGCCAUUUAUGAACUAUAUAUCAAAGUACCAGAAAAUCUGAUGAGCAUUAAGUCCAAGGCUUGGCUUCUAAAACUUGGACUUUUUGCAUGCCAUAGUACCCUCUCACGCAUAAUUCAAAAAUUUACUUUUCUGAAUAAUUUGGUGAUCGAGAUACUACAGCUUUAUAAGCUGCCACAUAAUUUGCGGAAUUUUCAGUUUACUGGACAUUUUAGUCUUUCUGGAACUGUGCACUUUUUAUACACCCUGUAUACAUAUUUACAGUAUAUAUACGGUAAUAAUUUUCUAUUUAGGUUCUUGAUUGGUUUGUCCAGAUCGCUUUAGCCAUCAAGCAUGUUCAUGAUCGCAAGAUUUUACACAGAGAUAUAAAAACACAGGUUUGUUUGUAUAUAAUAAUAUAAUAAUAUAAUAAUAAUAAUAAUAAUAUAUAAUAAUAUAAUAAUAUAAUAAUAUAAUAAUAAUAUAAUAAUAAUAAUAAUAUAAUAAUAUAAUAAUAUAAUAAUAUAAUAAUAUAAUAAUAUAAUAAUAUAAUAAUAUAAUAUUAUAAUAUUAUAAUAUUAUAAUAUUAUAAUAUUAUAAUAUUAUAAUAUUAUAAUAUUAUAAUAUUAUAAUAUUAGAUAUAAUAUUAUAAUAAUUUUAGUUCAAUUACUUGUUUGACUUAUAAUAAUUUUAGUUCAAUUACUUGUUUGACUACUUUUCUAUUCUUUCUAAUUAUAACUCAAAGAUGAAAAGUUUCGUCUUCGUACAUUUAGAAUAUUUUUCUGACACGGAGUGGAACGAUCAAAUUAGGCGACUUUGGAAUAGCCCGUGUGUUACGGAAGUAAGUGUACAUGAUAUAAGUUUGAUUUCAGAACCAUAUGUGAUAUGAAAAACCAGUGCAGGCUAUACUGUGCAGAGUUAUACUGUUAUUGCAGAUUGAAUUGCACAAACAUCGAGGUUUAUCUGUUCCGGAAACCUUUUUGAUAUGUUUUGCUGCUAAAGAUAAACGUACAUGUAUAGAUGUAUGGCCCCCGAAAUACCCCCGCUAUAUUUUGUAGGGUGACAAAACAAUUAUCUCAAAAUACCCACCCCCAACUAUAUUUUAUGGUUUUACUAUACAUGUACGUUACAUGUGUACGUUAGCAUUGCAUGAAUUGUUCAUGAAUUUUUCAUGGCUUUUCAUGAAUUUUUACAAUUUGUACGAAACCUUGAUGUCCGGAGUAAAAAUCUUCAGUUUAUGAGUUAAGAUAGUAUGUGGCAAAUCUAGAAGUAUUCCAAAUAUUGGCGUCACUUGAUUGUAGAAUGCAUUUGGUUGCAUGGUUAUUUUGAUCAAUCAAAUAUAUGCAUUUACAGUACAUGAUGUGUUAGCCAAAAAAUAUGAAUCGUAUAUGAAAAGAUUCAUUGAAGAAGUGUGGUGUAUACAGUAUUUUUUGGGACACAUUGUAUAUUUAUUUACUGUGCAGUGCUUAUAGUUUUUCAAUUGAUGUUACUUUUCAGCACGAUGGAACUUGCUCGUACCUGUAUAGGAACUCCAUAUUAUUUAUCUCCUGAAAUUUGUGAAAAUAGACCUUACAAUAAUAAAAGGUAGGCACAUUAUUGAUUUAAGAAGAGAAACCUUUGUAUAUCAUACGUAACACGCGCUCAGAACUAACGAUCAUACUUUAAUUUCCACUUGGUUAUGACUAUAUUUUUAAAAUUUUUGAUAUGUUUCUCGAGCGGCAAACAAACUUAAAAAGUAUGUUUGUUGCUUUAUCUGUAAAAUAAUGCUGCAUGAAAUCGGAAGAGAUUUUAGACAGCCGCCAAAGAGAAAAUUAUGGAUGACAUUCAGUAAGUUUUACUUAUAUUGCUGUAUACAGGGUGUAUCAAAAUAAACGCAAUUCAUCUUUUGUGCUUAAUAACUUUCGAAAUACUAUCUCUAGUUAAACGCUUUUAGGCUUACUUCAAAGCCUGUUCUUUUCUCUUUCAAAUAAACUAUUAUCCUUGUCUCCAAUGCUUGUAAUAAUUGCACAGGAAAAGAUUUAGUAAAACCUAUCAUUUUUAGUUGCUGUUUAAUUAUGCUAGUUUACUAUGUUAUUGUUUAGUCGGUUUAAAUGUUAGAAUUUUCUUCUUUAAACUUUAAUGUUGUCGUCACUACAUCUGGAAAACCACGUAAGAACAAAUUAAAAGUAUUUUAAAAGAGACCAGGUUGUUUGAAAAUCCUAAACGAAUGCUAAAAAUCGUCAAAACAUUCUGGUGUCUGAGCCAGAGUGUCAUCGAAUUGCGAUGUAAUGUAAACAGAAAUUAUAGCAAGUUGAUGUCAGUCAGCUUAGAUGGUCCAAGCCAAAAUUAUAUCGCAUUUGAAGUUUCAAACUGAGUUAAAAAUAGUGGAAGAAAAGCUGUAAUUAUACUUAUUGUUAUAAUACAUCUAAUAAAAUGCAACAUUUUUUUGUUUUAAUGACAAAAAUCAGUUAUUUUCAUGAGAACGAUUUGUUAAUUCCAUCUCAAUUUUUUUAAUCUUCAAUCGCAAUAACGUAAAGUAUUAUUACCCGCGAACCAAUGGGUCAAAUUUAAGAAACAACCCACUGUUAGAAAGCUGAAUGGCUGCGCUUUAAAAUGAAUGUAAACUUUAACGUUUUCGUCUAUUAUUUGUUUAGCAAUUUACAUUUCAGUCGAGGAUUGCGCUUUUUUUGAUACACCCUGUAUAUAUAAUGGCGUCAAUUAUACAGCAUCAAUGAUGACUGUGUUUGAAUUGACAAUGUUGAACUAUUAUAUUGUGUUUGUCAACCGCCAGAUACAUACAGAUAUAUAGAUAUUGCACAGCACACUCUCUAUCAGGGUUGUUCAAUGAUUGGUUACAUUGGGACCAGAACUGGCGUGAAGCAGACCGAGGUAGACUGUGAGCUUACAAAUGGCGCUUUAAGCGGCCGCUAUUAGUCUAUACCUCGUUGGUGAUCUGCCCCCUGACCUAUGUGUUUAACCCACCCUGUCAACUUUCUCUGUGGGAGGAAACCGCAGUAACAGUAGACAGUAACAAUAUUGGUAAAUACAAUGGUGCACGAAUAUAGUAUAGUGUCCACCAGGCUGCUCCGUUUACUGUUCGAGUAAUCGAGUACUUCGGAAUUUCGGAAGACUGAUAAUGUGACCGCACUCAAUAGAAUUUGGACUAGAAGGCUUUUUGAAAGAAGUAUAGACAGCUCUUUGAUACCCAAGGGCGCCGCCCAGCUAAGGGGUACAAGAGCGGCUCUCGGGGAAGAUUUUGAAAUUUAGACCCCUUCAAAUGGCAUUUCCAGGCAUUUUGGAGAGUUGUUUGUUUGGACCAUUUCGUCGUAUUAUCCAAAAAGUUUAAGGAAGAAUUUUUACUUUUUUUUACAUGUACGUUUUUAGAGCAUGGAUUGACAUUUGUGUGGUAAGAAUCAAAGAAAUUAUUUCGAAAAACAACCGGCGAUUGUCUACGUUAUAGGCCGUGAAAUUCGCCGGGUGCCGGCUUCUAGUGGGAACCCUGAUAUUUUGGAAGGAAUUUAAGAAAAACCCAAUUAAUCUGUGUUUACCUCUAGAAACUCUCUACCCUCCCAUUUUACUAAUUAGUAUGUUUUUUUGCCAGUGACGUUUGGUCGUUAGGUUGUGUACUUUACGAAAUGCUGACUUUAAAACAUGCGGUAAGCCUGUAGAUUAAUUGUAACAGAUGUAUUUAAAAUUACAAAUCCAUCAAGCAACCUCGUACCCAGGCUAUUUUCCCAAAAAGACCCUUGGUACGAGGAUGGGCAUCAACUUGAAUGUGUUUUUUUUUCUAACCUAGUUCGAGGCUGGUAAUAUGAAGAAUCUUGUUUUGAAGAUAAUCAGGUGAAUCUUUUUUACAUUUUGUGAUUAGCCUGCACAUGCGCAGUGUAACGCAGCCAUAUAGAGCAUUAUGAUAAUUAUUCUCUUAUCCCCCCUUUUUAAACCAACCGCACCCUUUUGAAUAACAGCACCCUCCCCCCCCCCCAUUAUUGCAAAAGUCUUUUUUGUGAUGGUUUAUACCUCCCCACCCUUAAAGAGCAUAGUCGCAUCGAACACAAGUCGUGUUCGUGUUAAUUCAUGCAUUCUAAAAUAUUUUUCAGAGGUUCCUAUCCGCCUGUUCCGCCAAGAUACAGCGCAGAUGUGAGGCUUUUAGUUGCCCGACUGUUCAAACGUAACCCACAGUAAGUGCACACUAAUAUAUAUUAUAUAUAUUAUAUAUAUAUAUAUAUAUAUAUAUAUAUAUAUAUAUAUAUAUAUAUAUAUAUAUAUAUAUAUAUAUAUAUAUAUAUAUAUAUAUAUAUAUAUAUAUAUAUAUAUUAAUAAUUUCAGUUUACUAACUUGUUAUUAACCGAACGCGAGGUCUGUACAGAGAAACAUCGGACCGAGGUCUUUUUUGUCUGUACAUACCGUGCAAGCGAGGUUAGUAACUAAAGAUGUUUAUUAUAUGGCAUUUAUAGGCAUUUAUACUGGAAACAAACAAGAAAUGCAUGAUUUGAAAUACAUAUUAGUAGCGUGGUACACAUUUGGUGAAAGAAAACAAAAAUUACCAAUCUAUUCAUUCUUUUCCACUAAAAACCAUUCGCAGAUAUUUUAUUAAUAACAAAUUAAAUUAUAAUUUUCAGCUUUUCAAUUAGCUUUGCUGUUUUGUUUUAAAAUGCAUGCGUUUGUUUUUACGUAAUGGACCGCUGGUCCAUUACGGUAAAGUACUGAAGGCACGGGAAAAUUUUAAGAUUUUGAAUCCCGGAAAUGGCACUGUUUUAAUGGUGCGUUUUGUUAUAAAUCACAUGCUCACAUUUCAGAGAAAAUAUUUACAUGAUUAUUUACAUUUGUGAAUGGAAUUGCAAGGUGGUGUACUGUAAUCUAAUUAACACGCCAAUGACAAUGUAAAAAUUUAUUCCCUGCGCAUGACGCUUUUGUUUUUGUUAACAUAAAAUUGGAAUGCUGAUUGAAUUAUCCAUUAUUUUUGAGCAAAAUAGUUUAAUAUGCAUUCAAAUAUUAUUGUGCAGCAGGAAAUUUCGCUGUUUCAAACAACAAAAAAUUGACAAUGAAAUUUAAAGAAGUGGCUGUUGCAAAAAGUUGACCCCCUAUUAUCCGUCAAAAAGAAUGCAUAAAAUGCGCAUGUUGUGAAAUGUACAGUACAGAAACAUGCAUUAUUAUAUUAUGAUGACAAUUACGUUAUAUGAGUGUCAUUUGUGUUAUUUGGUACAAGAUUUUUACAGUCUUUCAAAAUUAUGGGGGCUCGCCUCCCUCCCCUAGCCCCCCUAGUGUCCGCCACUGGACCCUUCGUUAGGAAGUUACAACUUCUCGCUACUAACUUCCCGACGAACGGCCUUCGCUCGAAACGUCAAAUUUUCCUUGCGUUCUAGUUGCUUCCCUACCAACCCUACGUUUUCUGAUUCUUGGCACUACCUAGGCAGGAUUUUGGUGGAAAUAGUGGGGGAGGUGGAAAAAAUUUAGGGGAGGUGCAGCGGUUUACUGAGCACACGAUCCCCAUAUGGAAAGUUAGGGCUUAGAACGGGCCAAAGUGAACGACGUGACGUAUGCAUGUAGUGUACAUAUGUAUCAGUGUAUUGAUGAAUUAUGACUGUACAACUCAUCCAAUUUUGCCCUUCAUUGUAAUUACUACAAAGUUUCUUUGAAAACAUUGCAUUAAAAGGAUACUUGACACAGAGAUGAAUGGCUAUAACUGUUUCAAUUUUACAGAAAAACAUUCUUAGGGACGGGUCAUUUAUGAUGGGGGGUGGCACCGAAGAGAAAUGUUUUUCGUGCCAAAAAUUUUGCUGACCCAACCAUUAAAAAAUCAAAAAUUUGAUUACCCAACCUCAAAUAUCAUUUAAAAAAUAAAUACCCACCCCUGGCCAAAAACGUUACAAAAGGAUGUCAUUCAGUUGUCACACAUGUCCUUUACCACUUCUGUGAUACGAGUUUGAUAACGUUCGGCUUGUGAAAUUUACUGACUUUUCUGCAGUCUAAAGUUUCAUGUUGUCUGCACAUUUACAUUCUUUGGAGACACCAUUUGUCUGCCAACAAAUCGGAAAAUCAUCAAGAUAGUGACUCUGAUUGAUUCACAUAUUGUAUUGACAUAUGACUGUUGACAUUAAAGUUUUCAGUCUUCAAUAUUUGAGUGAGUCAUGCUUUGGAAAUGACAAUAAAUUUCUAUUACCCAACCUUUGAGUUGUUUCGUUUUUCAUUUACCCAACCUUUUACUCACUCAAAAUUUUGUUUACCCAACCCUUUUCUCUUCGGUGCCACCCCCCGCCAUAAAUAAUGACCUGUCCCUUACGAAUUAAGUGUGGACACUAAGCAACCAAAAAUUGUCAAAUUUUCACUUUGAUCUGUCAUUGAAACUUUCCCAAGGGGAGGUGUAUGAUUUUUCAGGGCAGGUGCUCUGAGGGGAGGUGCACAACUCCCCACACCUCCCCUCAAAAUCCGGCCAUGCAUGGGCACUACCUCCACAGACCAUGUUUAUUGUUGUAUCUGACUUUUUUCUUUGUUUAUAUUAAGUGACAGACCUUCAAUCAAUACAGUUCUGAGACAACCACUUAUUAAGAACAGAAUUAACAAAUUCCUUCCUGAGGAGGUAAGAUUUUGCCAGCUUACUUUAAAUCUUAUAGAAACAUUGAUAUUAAUAUAGAUGGAUGAUUUAAGCUACAGACGAAAUUUUGAUCUUGACAAGAAGAACGAAAUCCAUUACCAUAGCUGGAAAGAGCAUCGUAAAAUGAGUAAAAUUUGGAUGCGAAUUGACCAUUUGCGUAAUAGACUAAAUUUUGAUCUAGACAAAUAUUUCAUCACAGCUUGAAAGAGCAUCACAAAAUUAGUAAUAUUCCAAAGUUUCGUUGCGAAAUGUUGUAAAAUGCGAAUAAUAUAGCCUUGCGAAGUUUGCAAUUUUCAGUCAUUUUAGAUUACAAACGGGAAAUUGACAGCCCGAUACGCUUUGAGGCUGUCAAUUUCGCGUUUGUAAUCUAAAAUGACUGAAAAUUGCAAAAUUCGCAAGGCUAUAUUAUCCGCAUUUUACAACAUUUCGCAACGAAAUUUUGGAAUAUUACUAAUUUGGUGAUGCUCUUUCAAGCUGUGAUGAAAUAUUUGUCUAGAUUUGUUGAGAUCUAAAUUUUGUCUAUUACGCAAAUGGUCAAUUGUUGUAAAAUGAGGAAAGUAUAGCCCUGUGAUUAUUUUUACCACGCGUAAUACAAAUAUAUAUAUAUAUAUAUAUACAAAAUUUGUGAACUUCACAAGGCUAUAUUUUCUUCAUUUUACAACAUUUAGCAACCAAUCUUAAUUUGCAGUUUUAAUCAUUCUAAGACGCUGUUUCUCGCUGCGGUCUUGGAUCUCGUUCUUCUUGCCUUGAUCAAAAUUUAGUCGAUAACUGGAAUCACCCAUUAUUGACAACACAUAAUGAUACGUCAAUUUUGUGUUCCGCCAUUUUGGGCAGCAGUAUUUAAAACUAUAUUCAGCAUGACGUAAUAUUCUCGCGUGACUGCAAGGCGUAAACAGAGAUAGUACUGUAUGCACUUUACAUUUACUUUCGACAUGUGCUGUACAUGGUUGUAUUGCGUACACGAGUAUAAUAAAAUGAAAACGAAAUUGUUCGCUUGCUUUCAGGUGGUAGCUGAUGAAUUUAGUCAUACUGUAUUACAUCGUCAACCGUUCGUUGUUCCUGGACAAAAAGCUGCCCCAGGACGACCUGUUAAACCAGCAGCUGGUGAGUACAGCGUAUAUGAUGUCGCUAUUGCAGGCAGGCCUGGAUAAAGUAUUUCUCUUCUUGGCAGCAAAAAUAGAAAUUUCCUGCUAAACUAAUUAAAAAAUUUCCUGCGAGAAUUUUUUGGUUUAUAACUAAGGGAACAAGCACUCAUGUGAAAAAUAAAGUUAUAUGCUUUUAAAAAGUAGCUACUACACUCUACAGGAACGUCAAUGUCACUAUGACUCUAACAUUGAAACAAUGGUUUUUAUUUUGUCUGUUCUGGGAAAUUAUUUAGUUGAAAAUUUGUCUUUCUGAGUUUCUGUUAUCACUGAUCAUGCAGUGAUGCAGUCGUCACUCAUUAACAUUAUGUAACUAUGUUCUUAUCCAUGUAUUGCAGCAUUCUGUUUACAACCUUAGAAUUGUUAGGUACACCCACUGUGUCAAAUAGGCUGAUGUCAUUCGAUCUUCUGACAAAGCGAAUGCCAUGCUGCCCUUUGAAGUGUUGUUUCAUAGCCGCCAUCACAACUUUAUCACAUUGGGCUAGUGAAGGACCAUGUACGCGGUAUCCUCAUUCACAUUUCUAAAUUUAUUGAAGUGAAUCUCAAUCUUUGAUGUCAAUGAUUCAAUCACUGAUUCCACAGAAAUUUUCACACAAAUGGAGUGGAUAAACAUCUCAAUUCCUUUGUACAACGUUUUGUCGCUGUAAAUGCCUAAAUGGUAGUGUUUACUUUACAGAAUACAGUGUAAUCUGAUUUACGUUCUCAUACACUUGUAUUCUAAAUCUACUCGAUAGCAAUUUGGAAAUACAACUUUAAUUAUAUUCUUCAAAGUGUCGAACCUAAAAUAAAUUAUGAACAAAAAAAUUUCCUGCGAGAUUCAAAAAUAUUUCCUGCAAGUAAUUUUUGUGAAAAAUUUCCUGGCAGCGGCGCCGCCGGACAUUUUCCAGCCCUGACUGCAGGCAUGAUCUUUACUUUUCGGUAUAUAGGGAGAUCCGUAGUACGUACUGUAGCUGUUCCGAAAUCAAUAAUCGUGCAGGGAAUGUUGACAGGGUGGGUUGGGAUUAGCCCCUACCUAACCCUUCGACCGUAGCUGUGCCCCAUGAUCAGAUAUGAGUCAUAAGGUGGUUGCCAAAGGCGCCGUUAAAAGCGUCCAGGAUCGUUUAUUUACAGAAGAAAAAGCUCAUGCAGUACAGUAUAAGUUGACCUAUCCAACCCGUGUCAGAAUUUCUUAACAUCGUAUCAUUCCCAGCUUGGUCUGAACCUAUUUCCCAGCCUGAUUACAGACUGAAACCUUCUUGAGAACAAUCUCUUGAUUAUAGGCGCGUCUAUAUGCAUGCUCUCGCUUACCGAGGUUUCGCCCUGAGUUCUUCAACUCGCUAUAUUUCUUGACUCACCUAAAAAGAGUCAGAAUUGGUGAGAAAGAUCUCCUAACAUUCCGCAUCACCUGCAUUCGGCCAUCACUUGCAUAACGCCACGUUUUACGUAACCCGGUUCGGACAAUUUAUCGUCUGAAACAUUUUGUUUAUCAACUAAGUAACGACAAUUUCCGAAUUUUCGUUUGAGAUACAUUUCUUUAAAAAAAAAACUGUGUCGCCAUAUAUAAAAAAUUUUCAUGUUCACAAUAAUUAAACUUUAGGAUUUAUUCUACAAUUUGAGUGGGUUAAGAAGCUUAACUUUUCGAGAGUUUUCUUAACUUUUUAGUUUGAAUUUUUGUUUUGAAUAAUUUUGCAAACAUUUUCGAAGUCGUGUCCGUUAAAAUCAACAAUUUUUUACAUGAAUUGUAUUUCAUUCCAUACUUUAAAUGCCAGGACGCUUUCAAUUAAUGUCUAGUCUACCCAUUUGCUAUAUUUUCUCGUUUGUUUUACUAAUUUUUGACCAAUUAAUAAGCAUGUUUUUGUUUUAGAAAUUGAUAUUCAAAUUCCCCGCCAUAUUUUCAUAAUUUGGUUCAUGCGCAGACGUUUUUCCGCGGUGUUCGACAAUGCACGCCUUGUAUAUAAUCACUAGAUACACAUUUUUAGUAGGAUCCUUGUUAAAACAUUCAAUAACGAUUGAACAAUUGCGAUUAAACGGGGUCAAUAUGGCGCCCAUAUGGGGGAAAGGUGGGACACUGCACUUUUCAUAGCUAUCUUCGAAACGAGUUCGGUGACCGCAACUUUUGUUUCUGUGUUUACUAUAUAUGCGCAUAUCAUAAACUUCAGUACUUCACCCCUGGUAAGUUUCGGCAAAUUCUCAUUUCCGGAACAAUUACUGAUGAACCACCUUAAGAGGACAAUAAGUUGUAAACAACAUUGUGUUUUUUUCAGCACCCAAAAGGAUAAGUAAACCAGCAGCGAAAUACGGAGUUUCUGUGGCCAACAAGGUUGCCAGGUAAGACACAUAAUUAAAUCCUCGCAGUUUUAGUUCUUGAUGUGAAACGUGCAGUAAUCUUACUUGUUUCUCGAUCAUUUCUCUGUUGUAGAAAGCCAGCAAAUGAUGCCUACAAUGUGAGAAAACCAAUAAAAGCUGGUGAACGGGAAGCUGUACCUGUAAGUAUUUUGUGAUGAAAACAUUUUUAUAUAUUUUAUAUCAAUACAAGCAAUCUCUAGUUCAGCAAAUGGGUUUCUUUGCUUACCAGGUUCUUGUGAACCAUCCAUAGAUUCCCCAUUGGGUUGAGUUUAGAACUUUUCGCUGGCGUCUCAAGGCUUGUUCCUUGACGUGUUACAGUCGCAUUUUCCUAAUCGAAUGGCACAUUAUCAUCAUAUACAUCGUACCAUGCAAGCAUUUGUAUUUUCUGUCGUCACCCAAUGGAAAGGAAUGUUUUUGAAAACCGAGAAUCCUAAACUCAACCCAAUGAAGAACUUGUGCAGGAUGGCUCACAAGAUCAGAAUUAAGGCAGUAAGCAAAGGAAAUCUUCGACUACAAGGAUAUUUGUUGAAGUAGAGAUUAUUGUUCGAAUAGGAAAAUUCCCAGAAAAAUUUUUAAGAUCUUGGUUUAAUCCAUGCCCAAACGAGCAAUGAGUUAUUUCCAUGCCUUCAAAAUCGAUUUUAUAUAAUUUCUGUAUUGAAGGUAUCGGCUAUUAAGUUCUGGUUUGAAGGCAUCGAAGUUACGUCAACGUCCUGUUUUGCUACCUAAAGUAUAUAAAGAUCUCAGCACGCUUGUAAAUAGUUAUAGGUUUGACAAUGGCUUUGAAAUAAAGUCGAAAUAUUACCGUGAAUUUUGUUGUCUUGUUUAAAUAGCUCGAAUCUUCAUGCAGUUUACAAAAUUUUAACAUUCGGAGGGUGUUUCAUCUUAUAUUUUGCGAAAUUGCCUGCUUGCAUGGUAAAGGAUUAUGGUUCUGAAAUACUGUAUAUUGGGCAAUGCUGCUUUUUCUUAGGAAAAGGCCAAAGAAGUCGAUGCGAGAGAAAAGAGAAGGCAGCAGUUACAAAAGGAACAGGUCAGCUAUAGAGAAUACAACACGUGCCUGUAAUGCUUACAUGACCGGGUAAUAUGCACUUUAGUUGCAUUACGUCACAAAUAUGGCAUGGAGAACAGUGGUAUUUCUAAAACAAUAAAAAGAAAAACUAAAUUCUUGCUGAAUUAUAUUAUUUACCAUGGUUUGGAUGCCAUAUCUAGAAUUAUCAGAGAACGUGUACAAAUUUAUGGAUAGAAACCCUUUUCUAUUACGUUAGGAAGAUGCUUAUAACAAGAUGAUGGAUAAUAUCCAGAAGCAAAGAUGGCAGAAACAACAGGUUGGACAAGCGUGCAUCUCUUUUUACUUUUGUAGUCCUGCGUACAGUAUUAUACUUAUAAAUCGGCACAUUUUGCCGAGACCUCGUGAACCAAGGCAGCUCUUUUAACAAAGAGGUUCUUCAUCGUAGAUUCCGAUUUUUUUUGGCCUGGGUAUUUUAUUGCUGACGUGUUACGCAGUUCUUGCAGUGGUUAGUUUAGACACAAGACUACAGUCGGUCACAAUUUUCCGUAAUAGCACAAUUCAAUCUUUAUCAGUCUCUCUAUUACUCAGUAUUAGGAAUACAGUUUGAUUUGCGAGUUAUUUAUGUCUCUUAUUCUUUGUUUGUGUUACGUGUGCAAUUUGGAAACAGGAGCUGACUAAUAUAUAUGUGCCCCUUUCGGUAGAUGGAUAAAAUUAAUAAAGCAAGGGAACAAAAUUGGCGAAAUUCUGGAAAUAUCUUAAGUCCAGAGGUGUGUAUAAUUCAAUAAUUUCUUCGUUGUGAACCUUUUCAGAUAAACUAUACAAUCACUAGGGCCUACCAUAUUUUAUACUUACUGCAUUGCGAUCAUAUUUAUCACAGAAAGAAGUGAAGAAGUCAAAUGACGGCGAUGACCAUGGAGUUGUAGUAAGUUUUAUUCUUGUAGUAAGUUUUAUUCUAGUAGUAUGUUCAGUUUUUAUUUUUGGGAGCAAGUUGUACUGUAUGUUCAGUUUUAUGUACUAUUUACAAUAUGAGCGGCCGUGUUGUAUAUCGGAAAUACAAACUGGAACCGAAGGCGAGAGCUGGUAUAUAUCCGAUACAACACGCGAAUGUUGUAAAUGGUUUGUUAAACGUCUUGAUGACAACAUUCGUAUUCUUUAACAAUUUAAAAUAAAUGAAUGAUAUUUGGUGAGAAAAUUGAACUUAAAGUUUAUAUAAAUCUACAUGACUUUGUAUCAGAUAUACAUGUAAACUCCUUCACGGUCAUGAUUUCUUCGUAUGUGUACCAUUUCGUUUCCUUGCUCUACAUUAAUAAACUAUUUUGAUUGGGUUUUUUUUGUGUUUUGAAUGCGAAGACCAAUAUUCUGACAGUAUGACGUACGGUGUACGCAAAUGCUUUUAACGUCUCCAACUCUAACCGAAAAAAGACACUUGGAAUGUAAAAAUGAAAUGGUACUAUACAUGUAUAUGUAAUGUACUUGUGUUUUCAGAACAAGCAAGCUGUAGCGAUGAAAAAAUACCAAAAUGCAGGGAAGGAAAACCGGCCACAUUCAGCAUACGAUGCAGGACAUCGUCCGCCACCUGUACCAGCGUGGCAAGCAGCGAAACAACAAGGUGAAGUAAAUCGGUAAGUAUUCACUACAAGCCAGGUAUACAAUAAGACCGUGGCCAGCUAUAACCGUGGCUAUAAUUUGACCGGUAUAUACUUUUUAGCCACGGUAAUAAAGAAACUGAACACAGCAUGAUAUACUGUACGGCAUUUUUAUGUGCCUGUAUGCCAUAAGCUGCUAUAAAUCAUACUUGUGCAUGGAUACAGCUGAGGUACCGCCCAUGAAAGCAUACUGCAUUUUUAUACAGCCAAGUGCUGCAAUACCGUGGCUACAAGGUACAUGUAUGCCGAAAUCGUACUUUAUAGCGACAAACCGUGGCUAUAUGGCUCUUAUGGUGCUGCACAUUCUGAUAAACUUCAAUCUCGACGCAAGACAAUCUCGACUUGCAAAACGCUUUUGUAAACAAUUAUACCACUGUAAAUCAUAUGGAAUUCCAGGGGCCGGUUGUAUAAAAACGUAGUUAGCGCUAACUGCAGUUAAAAAGUAGUUAAAAAGUAGUUAACUUUAAUCACGUAGUUAAGCCGGUUGUAUAAAAGUGUAGUUAGCCUUAACUGCAGUUAAAAAGUAGUUAAAGUUAACUAUACUUUAGGGUAUAGUUAACUGUCCAAAAUGUAGUUAAAAAUGGCGUUUGUAUAGGAGUGAACAACAUUUUUCAGUUAAACAAUAAUGAAAAGCAACGUUUACCUGAGAUUUUCAAUCGCUAUCUUCCCUGUGAAUGUUUCCUGACAAUAUAAACUCUUCAAACGCUAUCGCUUUGGUGUUUUUACGAAAACAGAACAUAUUUUUGCACAGGACGAUUUCUCGAAGACGAAGUAUGGUCCAUUACACCAAGAAACACUGAUAUAUAAUUGCCAAACAGCUAUACUUUAGUUUAACGUAGACAUCUCAAGGAAAACUGCAUUCUUUUAUGAUUUUUGUGGCGGUCGGAUCCUUGUUUUUUGUUUAUUUUUCACUGUUUUCUAGUGUUUUGAAUAAAAUUCCCGCCUAUUUGCAAAAUACGAGUCCACAAUCAUGUUGAAAAUGUGUGUCAGCGGUCGUUACUCGCUGCUUACUUUAUGUAAUUUUGUGUUUAAACGCCCCACGCACAGUUAACUACGUGAUUAGUUAACUAUCCGACUAACUACGUUUUGUGCAACGCAGUUAAGUCAUGUAGUUAACUAAUUACAGUUAAGGAUUUAACUACAGUGAUUAACGCUAACUACAGUUAGCGCUAACUACGUUUUUAUACAACCGGCCCCAGUAUACGAGAUGUCAAAAAUUUCCUGCAAGUUGUAAGAAAAUUUCCUGUAAAGAUAUUUUGUUAAAAAUGCCUGGCAGGGAUGCUGCUGGUGCUGCCGGACAUUUUCCAGCACUGAUUAAAGGUUUACAUGUUCACGUGCUGCUAGCUUUUUCUAACUUAAAAUUAUGCAGUUAAUAUGCAAUUCUUAUGAGGUUGAAAUGUGCAUUCAUAUGAUAGACCUGGGAAAUUUUCGCUGCAAAAUACCAUGGUCAUAUACUACAAAACCACGUCCCUGAUUGGACAAGUUUGCAACCUCGCUCACAGGCCCUUUUCCCUUUCUAACGAGGGUGGAACAGUAAGGUAUAGUGUGGUAAUAAAACUGAUAUAUGCAUAUUUUAUCAAGAGUGCGAGCUGCAGAGGCUGGUGAUAGAGCGAAAGUACUGGAGGAAUUCUGGCACCGAAAGCGUGCAGCACUUGCAAAUAAGAAUAGAGGUGGAAAACCCAUUGGAGGACCUUCAGUCGUAAGCACAUUUGUCAUUUUAUAAAUAUGACUUGUAUCUCAUGUAAAGAGUCAGGCUACAGUCAAAUUACCUUGAGCUCGCAAUUUCCUAAUUUAGGUCAACCAAAAAAUAGUUAUAUUAAAAAUGUUCAAUUAUUUUUUCUCAUUCUACUUCGCCAUUGGUCUACGUCGCUACGAAGUCACGUGAGAUAGCGAGCGGGAGUUCGAGCUUCAGUUGCGUAAAGGAUUUCGAGCAGACAGUACUUUUUCUCUUUUUUUUUUGAAAGCGGACGACGAUUUGUACGCUGGGGAAUCCAAAGAAAUUCUUGACGAGCCUUGUGAGAACGAUUUUGCGAAUGCUCUUCUGAAUAUAAACAGCACAAUUCUGACCAUGGGCGAAUCGCUCAAACGACUACACCAGCAACAGGACAAGUUGCUAAACUCGGCAGAAUCUGCCAAAAAAGCCAAAUUGGCCAAUGUUCGACAGUCUGAAUCAGACACAAAUGACGCCUCUGACUCAGAGGAGUUACUAGACACUACAGAAAGCGACAAAGCAGCCACCGAAGCUGUUCAAAGCGAGGAAAACGACGCCUUACUCGCUCAACGAAGAAGAAAAAACUGAAAAUCCCGUCUCAGCGAAACUAGCGAACAUUGCCAACAAACGUUGGCUCCAAAAGCUUGGUGAUGAACAACUUAAAAAGAAAUUUGAAAAAUAUUACCGCCCUGCAAACUGCGAGAAACUCGCCGUGAACCAAGUCAACCCGGAAAUCUGGGGGAAGCUUGAUAGUUUUGCAAGGGCAAAAGAUCUAAAAUUUUCCCGCCUUCAGGAACAAGGUACGAAGGUCGGGCAUAUUAUCUUAAAGAGCACAGAACACUUGCUACAAGCAAAAGCUGAUAGCACAAAACUUUGCCUGGAUGACCUUGUCAGAAUGAAUACCGAUGCAUUAGCAUUGCUCGGUCAUGUUUGUUUUGAAAUCACUCAUCGACGACGUGAAAGCAUCAAGCCAAGUUUACAUAAAGACUACGCCAUGUUGUGUUCGUCUAACGUGGCCGUAACAAAUCUCCUGUUUGGCGAUGAUCUGCAAACAGAGCUCACGCACAUUCGGGCUACAAAUAAAAUUGGAUCCACUGCAAGUAUCUCGAGACCUCAAGGGCAAAGUCGAGGUUUUCAAAACCCUAUGCCUCGCCAAGGGCGACCUUUUUUAGGGCGAGCGCCUCAGCCGUACGGUCGAACGACGACAUACAAAUACCGCGGCAAUCAGAGGCGCCAAUUCAACCAAUACAACCACGACAAGAAACGACAGGAUCCUCAAUCGAGGAAAUAAACACCAUCAUUGAACAUUUACCUUCAAUUGAGGUGAGCAAAUACACAAUAUUUCUCCCGCGUCUUGUUGAAUAUUUUAAAUGUCAAGUUAGCUCAUUUAAAGCUGGGCGAAUCGCCCACUAUUUAGACACGUGAAAGAAAAUCACUUCUGACGCAGAAAUUCUAACGUCUGUAUCAGGCGAAAUGUUCCCAUUUAUACGUACUCCAGUUCAGAAUACUAUCCCUUUCCAACCAGAAUGGAAGGGAACAAAAAAUUCAAUUAUUGACAACGAAAUAUUAUCGUUGUUAAGCAAGGGGGUCAUCACCCACUCUAAACCAUGAACCUGGCGAGUUUAUCUCUCAUAUUUUUCUUCGUGAAAAACGCGAUGGGUCAUUUUGCAUGAUACUAAAUUAAAAAAAACUCAAUAUGUUGAGUACAAUCAUUUCAAAAUGGAAACUGUCUGGACAGCUAUUUCUCUGAUGAAGCCAGGGUGCUACAUGGCAUCAAUUGACCUCAAAGAUGCCUACUACUGUGUUCCUGUUGAUCAAGCACACCAGAAAUAUCUAAAAUUUAUGUGGAAAGGCACCCUUUACCAAUAUACUUGUUACCCAAAUGGGUUAGCCUGCUGUCCCAGAAAAUUUACCAAACUAAUGAAGCCAGUAUAUUGCACCCUCAGGCAGGCAGGCCAUUUGUCAGUGGGGUACAUUGAUGAUUCGUACCUCCAAGGGAAUGAUUAUGAUCAAUGUCUUGAAAACAUCAAAGCUACAAUAACAUUGUUUAGCAAAUUGGGGCUAGUCACUCACCCAGACAAAUCAAUACUACAACCCACAAAACAAAUUGUAUUUUUGGGUUUUCAGCUCAAUUCCCUUACUAUGACAGUUUCUCUUACACCUGAAAAAGCUUGUAAAGUGAAAGAUGCUUGUGCAAAUUUGUUGAUAAAUGCUUCACCCACUAUACGAGAGGUAUCCCAAGUGUUAGGGUUAUUAACCUCAAGUAUGCCUGGGGUAAUGCAUGGGCCUUUGCACUAUAGGUGGCUGGAUAUGGAUAAAUCACAGGCACUACACUUCAACAAGGGGGACUUUGAUAAAAUCAUGGUGUUAUCCCCUCAAGCAAAGGCAGACCUAAAAUGGUGGGCUGACUCCAUAGAAAUUGCCUACAAUGUUGUGAGUCAUGGGGAGCCUGUCCUUACCCUGGCUACAGAUGCAUCCAAAAUAGGGUGGGGGUGCACAACACAAGAUACUCCCACUGGAGGCCAUUGGACUCCAGAAGAGGCUUCAAAUCACAUUAAUUAUUUAGAAAUCAAAGCGGUCUUGCUUGGUUUACAGUCAUUCGAUCGACAAAGUGGUUGGCGGCAAGCAUGUCAAAGUUCUUGUCGACAAUACCACUGCUGUGUCAUGUAUAAAUCAAAUGGGUACAUGCCAUUCUAAGGAUUUAAAUUGCUUAGUUAUCAGUAUCUGGGAGUGGUGCAUAAUUCAUAGUGUCUGGCUAACUGUUGCCCACAUUCCUGGUACUGAGAAUGUGAUUGCUGACCAAGAAUCUAGAAAAAUCAGAUCCGAAACAGAAUGGGCUUUAGAUUUACGUACCUUCCAAAGGGCAGUAAAAGAGUGUGGAUUCACACCAAAUAUAGACUUGUUUGCUUCCCGCUUAAAUAUCAAGUGCACAAAAUAUGUCUCAUACCGUCCCGACCCUGGGGCACAGGCAGUCAAUGCCUUCACAAUUCCUUGGGGUAACCUUCAGUUCUAUGCCUUUCCCCCGUUUAGUAUUAUUCUGAAAGUCUUGCGCAAGGUGAAUUGUGAGAUAGCCACAGGACUCAUAGUUGUGCCCCACUGGCCGACACAGUCUUGGUGGCCUUACUUAACAGAUAUGCUCAUUGCAAAACCCAUUAUUUUACCUAGAAAACCAGACCUUUUGUACCUACCGUCAGAGCCUCAAAGGAUUCAUCCACUCAGCAAGACAAUCAGACUUCUACUAUGCAAAGUGUCAGGCGAUUACAUGUAUCAUACUACAGUCCUGGAGAGAUGGUACUAGGAAACAGUAUACAACAUACCUGCGACAGUGGGAACAGUACUGUCGUCAGUAGGAGAUUGAUACCUUUUCAGCAACUGACACAGGGUAUCAAUUUUCUCAGUGAACUUUACGGGAACAAUAACCUAUCCUACAGUGCAAUGAACACAGCUAGAUCUGCAUUAUCCUUGGUUAUAUUUCUUCCUGAGGGCUGUACAUUUGGAAACCAACCCCUAGUGUGCCGACUGCUUAAAGGCGUUUUUACAACAAGACCAUCAUUGCCACGAUGUCAUUGUGUGUGGGAUGUAGCGAUUGUGCUAAAGUACUUAAAGACACUACAUCCAUUAGAGGACUUGCACCUCCGGGACCUUACUUUGAGAAUAACCAUGCUAAUAGCAUUGCUCUCUGGCCAACGUUGUCAAACCAUUCACUCGCUGGAUAUCAGUGAUAUGCAAGUGGUACGCCAUCCAAACCAGCAGUAUGUUUUCCAGAUAAACAAGCUAUUGAAAACCUCAAGACCUGGGAAACACUUCAGCCAUUUGGCUCUGCAAGCAUAUCCGGCAGAUGAACAGCUAUGCAUUUUCAAAACUAUUGAAGUCUACUUGGCAAAAACGAAGCCCCUUAGAGGCAACCACACUCAACUGUUGAUAAGCUACCAGCAGCCACAUAAGCCAGUGACAACUGAUACCAUUGCAAGGUGGCUGGAAACAGUUCUGGACAAAGCAGGAAUUGACACUAAUAUUUUCCAUGCACAUAGUACCAGAGCAGCAUCAACAUCUGCUGCAAAGACGGCAAAAUUAUCUGUUAACACCAUCAUGACGGCAGCUGGGUGGACAAAUGCUUUGACAUUUAGCAAAUUCUAUGACAAACCAGUUAUUUCAGAAUCUACUAAGAACUCUGAAAACUUCGGACAUAACUUACUGCAAUCAUUAAAUAUUACAUAGAGCAAUUUCAGUUGUGAGUUGUUAAUAAAAGUUCCUUGUUUGGGUUUAUCAAUAGAGAAUUUGUAUUGUUUUUUCUUUCAUGCUAAUGGCCAUUGCUUUCAAAUCUCACGUGACUUCGUAGCGACGUAGACCAAUGGCGAAGUAGAAUUAGAAAAUUAAACGAGACUUACCUGGAAGUUGAAGUUUGAUUGAAAUUCUACGAGUCAUUGGUCAGGAGCGAAGAAGUCACGCACCCACCCUUUCACAUUGUGGACUAGCAUAAACUGCUAUUAAUAAUUACCCUACCCAUUAUACAGCAGUUUUGAAUGACCAUUAGCAUGCCUUUAAAGACUGAAGCUCGAAGUCCCGCUCGCUAUCUCACGUGACUUCUUCGCUCCUGACCAAUGACUCGUAGAAUUCCAAUCAAGCUUCAACUUCCAGGUAAGUCUCGUUUAAUUUUCUAAUUUUCAGUCAAACGCGGAUUUUUUGUCACUUCUGGCUAACACCCUGCUAGUAUAUAGGUACAUACAUGCAGGGGCGAAUGGCUGAAGAUGGGAGCUAUGCAGCAGCGCUAUAUCUCCAUUGUAUAAAGGGCUAGCUUAAAAAUUAGCUGAAUUUAUAUAGUUGAAUUAGAAAUUCAGGAAUUACAGAGCAACUCCAAAAAUCAUGUGGAGGCAGUGGAGCUGGAGUGCAUGCCCAAGUUUGUAAACUUCAAUAGUUACUGACUAAUAACUCGUGAAACUAACUAUCCAAGAGUUACACCGCACAAUAGAGCAAGAAAAAUGAUGUGGAGCCAUGCAGUUAGCUAAUGGCUAGGCGGAAUAGACUAUGAGCUCCAUUCGAAGACUGGCUAUAUACCUCCACAAAUAUAAAAUCAAGCCAACCUUAUUCUUUAUGUAUUAUUGUGCAAUAGCAUGAGUAAAGGCUUCGGAUUGCGUUAUCACGGUGUUGUUAAACCAGGCGCACAAGAUGCGAUUUUAGUCGGCUACGUACAUGAUAUUUAGCGGAGCCAAUAAAAAGGACGGAGGAUUAAUGAGCUCACGAUUCUCACCACUGACUCUAAACCAUAAAUCGGCCGCCAGGCUUUAGGUUGCUAUGAUUUCCAUUGUUCAUUAUCUUUUAUUGUUAUUAUCAACCACUCACAAAGCCCAUUCAUAUAGGUGGGUGGCGACCCAACACUGAUCGAUUUUGUUUGAACAAGCUACAUAAUCACAAAAUAUGUACAUUGAGGUUGGCAUUUGCACGACGAAUUUUCACACGUUUUGCGUUUACCCCAUAAAUGAACUAGUUAUACUGUAAUUCCCCAACAUUGAUUGUUACUUAUCGUGAGUGAGUUUAUUUCUGUUCAAUUUCCUUUAGAAGGCAAAUAAUCUGGCUCCUGUACCAGCUCCUGCACCUGGCAUUUCAGGUAUUAAGAUAAGAUAAGACUACGACAACGGUGCCGAAGAGUCGCAAUUAGCUUCGCACUACGCUGGAGCGAAAUUGUUUGAAAACGUCACUUUUGUCGUAACAAUUUGAGCACAGUAUUUAAACGGAGCGAGACGAACGGAAGGCUUGGCGGCUGGUGUGAAGACAAAAACGCCGUUACUUUUUUGUACCGGGUUUGCAAACCAAGAAUCUCGGGUCUCAAAACAGUAAAUUCGAAUGCUUUUCGUUUAAUUUUCUUUGCUUUAUUUGAACUGUUUUGGGUUUACGCGAGUGCUAAUUUAAUUUGUAAACAAACUGUCACGACAUAGUGUGGUGCUUAUAUUUCGCUCCGGUGUAACUUUAUUUAAGGUUACAGGACACCCUUUUUGGCGUUUUGCGGAAAAUCGCUACUGCAUGCGCGCUCAAUAUCAACCGAUUUUCAUCAAAUUUUCACCAAAUGUUCUCCAGUGCAUGCAAAAUAUGGUAAAGUUGUAAAAUUAACAAACAAUAAGAUAAUGUAAGAAUUAUUCAGGAAAAUCUUAAAUCGCGGUACCUUUACGCUUUUGAGUUGUGCUCCUGCUGGUUUUAAGUUAUAUUUAUGAAAAUAUCAUUUUUAUACAGUAAAAUAGUUGUUCUAAAAACUUGUGUUCGGAAAUUUUUGUUUAUUUCGUCGUUCCGCUGAUAUGGCGAUUUCUUUGACGACUGCAAUAUAUUUCUGAAUUGUUUGAGUGAAUUGCUCUUUAUUCUUAAAAUAUCUAAAAUUUAAAAAAAAGCCGAACACAAUUUUGAAACUGACGUAUUUAGCUAUGUCCUCUGAAAAUUUGAGAAAAAUUGGUUAAAACCAUUGAACUAAAAAUAACUGGAACGCUACGUUCAGUAAAUUGUGCAUGCAAGUUUUGAAGCCAAAAUUUGACUCCCAUGAAGCCAGUUUUGACUCCCAGACACGCACUUCCACGCGUGUUUCUACUGCGCGAUUUACCCACAAGACAAUGCAGGGGGCGAUCGAAGUGUGCCGUUUUGAACGUUUUCAUGGCAAGAUGCGAAUCGAAAGGGAAAGGGGCCUUUUCUUUCAAAACGGGCCUUUUAAAGCCUGUGUACGACCUUGUAUAAUUUAGCUUCAAACUUCCGCUUGAACGUAGCGUUCCAGUUAUUUUUAGUUCAAUGGUUAAAACCCGCAGGAGCACAACUCGUUUGAAAAUCAGUAAUUACCGUAAAAUUUUUCUUGAGAAAAUUAAAUAUUACAUUUUCAAUGUUUUUCUUAUUGCAGACGAAAUGUAUUUUAUUAAAUAACUCUGCGAGUUUUCAACAUUUUUCGUUCAAACUUGGUCAGAUAGUGGAACUAGUCUAAUGCUUUCAUUGAAACCAAUAAAAAAUUUUAGGCAAAAUUAACACUCAAAGGUGUUCUGUAACCUUAAAUUGAUUACAACACUUGCGCUAAGGCCUAAAGAUGUAAACUAGCCUUAGUAUAGAUCCAUGCACCAUGCAUGCAGUGAGUGAGUUUAUUUCUGUGGCACACCCACAACACAGACACGCUUUUUCGUCACAUAAUUGUGUGAUUAUAAAUAAAAAAUAAUUCCACAUUUAUGUACCAGAUAAAACAUGAGCAGCCGAUCUGUAUCUGAUAUACAAACUCGAGGCGAGAGUUUGUAUAUCAGAUACAGAUCGUACUUAAAAAAUGACCCAUCUUAUGAGUUCAUUGGCAAAGUAAUUUUAAAAAUAAACAUUGUCUAAGCCGAGAAAAUCAAAGCUGAAGUUUAUGUAAAUCAGGACAAAUCUUUAUCCGAUUUACAAACAUUGAUUAAACAUUCAUUUCUUUUGUAUUUUCCUCGUGAAUUAUUAAUGAAUUUUUUAAAUAAUAAUAUAUAAUAAGCAAUAAUACAGCUGAGCAUUUCAGUCAGAAAAGGUAUUGUACAAUAUCUAAAUAUCGUUUCUCAUUUUCAGGGAACAUAUCGAACAUUAGACUGCGUAAAGUACGGGUCACAAAUUUCUAUUAUAUCUAACACUAGUUUUUGUGACGCUAAUUUCUUGAUUACGAAAGAAAAACCCUAAAACUGUUUCCUUGCUAUUAUUUUUCUAACUAUCCGUGCUGGUACACCGCGUGUAUAAAUGUAGCUACUACAUUUGCCUUAUUUACGCUUGUGUGGUGGUUUUAUACCUGUGUAUGCACAUGCUAUUCCAUUGAACACUGCCUGCCCUUUAUUUUAUAGCUCUUCGUGGUAAGGAUGUUGAUCAAGUGAAACACAGUAAUCCAGCAGAGCAGGUUUGAAGCUUUAAUAUCCAACCGAAUUUUAAUAUUUAACAGUUAUUGAAGCCGAAGGUUGAGUUGGAUAACACAAACUGAGGGCUUGAUAAUUCUUCAUAUCUGGCGAAAAUUAAAUCCCUGAUUAUUUUAUUCGAACUGCUCGGAUUUGGAAUAAACUGUAACAUCGUCCACGGUAUCAGAAAAUUUAAGUCAAUUCAAGAGCAAUGUUAUUACAAGAAUUGCUAAAAAUUAUGAUUGCACUGAAGACUAUGACUGGAAACUUGAGUAUGACAUUGUUCACUUCUAAACUCUUUAAAGCAAACACAGUGUUGUAAAUUUUAUCGACUAUCGUAUCCAAUUCUUAUUAAUGGGGCGCUGUUUUUCGGCUUCGACCAUGUUGUUGGUACCUGGCAUUUUGUAAUUUAGUUUAGUGUUUGAAGUAAGUAUCAAUGAAAAUCUCUGUCAUGGUUUUGCCAGUUCCUAUAGGAAAAAAAUACAAUUAUUAUAGUUUUGAUAUCGAAAUAUUUAUUGUCGUUUGAUUUAGGACUAUUUGACAAGAUUAGAAGCGAUAAGAAAACAAAACUACAGAGAACGAAUAGCGAUUCAGCAACGUAUGGCUAAAGUUCGUGGCCCAGUUGCCAAGGUAAUAUUUCUCCCGCUCUACAUAAUUAAUUUGUACUUUUUCAGAUUCAUCCAAUCUGCGAAUUUAAUAAUAAUAAUAAAAGCUUUUAUAAUUGAAACACGGGCACGAUAAUAUAUGAUGACGUAAACGGGUUUCUAGAACGUAAUUUACAACGGUAACCACUAUGGUACUUUUUAUGUACUAUUUGAGACAUGAACAGAAGUGUUUUAUCAGAUAUAUAGAGAUACGAGGCGAAGCCGAGUAUCUUAGGUCUGGUAAAACACGCACUGGGAAUGUUUUAAAUUGCUUCAAAAACGAUCGAUCUAGUAAGUUCAUUGGCGAAGUAAUUUUCAAAAAAUACGUUGUGUGUAAGUCGAGAAAAUCAAAGUUAACGUUUAUGCAUCAUUUUAACCUGUUAGUGUUAUGCGAUGUUAUGACCAUGCAUGUUCGCCGGUUGAAUUUAAUAGCAAUAAAUUUGAGAAGCAUGGGCUGGAGCAAAUUGAUUCGGAGACUUUACGGAAAGCCGUUCACAAGACUUUUUUCGGAAUUCAUAUUUGUUCGGAUACGAAGUUCCCACAAACUUUUCCGGAUUCGAAAGUACCGGAUUUAUACUCAAUCUGUGACCAUUUUGUAUCGGAUUCAUGCUCAUUAGGGUGAAUGGCAAGAUCAAUCCGAUAUAAAAACACCUCUGAUUUGUAUAAAGAAUCCGAAAACGUUUGCUCUAGUGUAAACGUUGUCUUUAUAAAUCCUGAAAUUAGGGCAAAUAAUCGUACAUUAAUUUCAGGAUUUAUAUGACAGUGAUUCCUAUUUUAAGAUGUAUUUUAAAUGUUUAGCCAUCAUCUGGUGGUGAAAAUGGUGAUCCAAGAGUUGAUCCUGAUGCCAGAAGAAAGAAGAUCGCCGCUCUGAAGGUUCGGUAUAUAUAAAAUGUAUGGGGUGUGAGUGGAGUAUGAGAGUGUGGGUGACCGUGGUUAGUGCACAGUGUGCAGUAAUCUGAUGAUUGCUUUUAGUUUAAAUCUUCAAAAAACCCCAGAUAUUCUCCGGGUAUUCCAUGCAGUUGCCCCUCUUUAGCGGACUAUGUUAGUACUGUAUGGUUAAAUGAGGUUUAUCAUAAUACUGGAUUUCCGA
Messenger RNA from Paramuricea clavata, 44076 nucleotides. The record is from the annotation of a GenBank genome assembly. Lineage: Eukaryota; Metazoa; Cnidaria; Anthozoa; Malacalcyonacea; Plexauridae.